AUGUUACUGAUAAAAUUAUUGCGACGACAGUCUGUUCUCUCUCUCUCUCUCUCUCUCUAUCUAUCUAUCUAUCUAUCUAUCUAUUUAUCUAUCUAUCUGUCUGUCUAUCUAUACCUAUAUAAUCUAUCUAUCUAUCUAUCUAUCUAUCUAUCUAUCUGUCUCUCUCUCUAUCUUCACUCUCUUCACAUCUAUCUAUCUAUCCCAGCCUUUUCAGAUCUAUCUAUCUAUCUAUCUAUCUAUCUAUCUAUCUAUCUAUCUCAACCUUUGCAGAUCUAUCUUAACCUGAAUCUAUCUAUCUAUCUAUCUAUCUAUCUAUCUAUCUAUCUAUCUAUCUAUCCCAGCCUUUACAGAAUUAUCUUAAUAUUGUUGUUACUGGAUUUUUCUCCUUUGCCAUCCUCUGUUUCUCCUUAUUUGUUUCUUUCUUUCUAUCACUUAUCCUCUCUCUCUCUCUCUCUCUCUUUCCCUUUUACACUCAUAUUGUCUCCUUUUCGUUCUCUUUUAUUCCUCUCUUUAACUCUUUUUCCUUCUCUUUUUUCUCCUAAGUUUUCGUCUCUUGCUCCCUCUCUUUCUUUCCGUUCUCAUCUCAUUCCCACGUUUUCUCACUCACUGUUUUUCCUUUCCUUUCUUCUCAUUCCCUCGCAGUCGUUUUUUUCUUCUUUUUUCUUUUCUCCCUUCCAAAAGUUCUUAUCUCCUCCUCCUCCUCCCCCUCCUUUCUCUUUUGUUAUCAAUCACUUUAUCUCUCUUUCCGCCUACUCUCUUUCUCUUUUCAUUUUUUUCUCCCCGCUUUCAAUCUCUAUUUGCUUUUCUCUCUCUUUCUCUCGCACUUACUAUCUCUACACCAGUCUCAUUCCCGCGCUUUCUCAAUUGUUUUCCUUUUCUCUUUUUUCUUUCUCCUUCCCUCGCUAUCGUCGUCGUCUUCUCCUUUCCCUUCCCUAUUCUAUAAAUUCCUUACUCUCUUUCUCUCUCUCAUUCUCUCCUCCUGGCUACUUAGAUACCCGCCACGCCUCUUUCCCAACGACUUUUUCAUAUACUUAUCUAAGUUAG
Messenger RNA from Acanthosepion pharaonis, 1044 nucleotides. The record is from the annotation of a GenBank genome assembly. Lineage: Eukaryota; Metazoa; Mollusca; Cephalopoda; Sepiida; Sepiidae.